AUGAAAUCACUUACAUUCAAUAGAGUGCUAAAAAUUGCAAUAUCUUGGUUUAUUACUGUAUUAGCAGAAGAAGAAGCUGUCCUUGUGUUGACCACAAAAUACUACAACAUUCAUCUUGAUACAUUCUUGAUACAUGGAAGUCUUUUUUUUUUUAAUUUGUUGGCCCUUGGUGUGAACAAUGUUAAGAGUUUUAACUUAUAAAAUAGCAAGGAUUUUCAACUUGUAUUUUCUGGAGCAGAAAUCGAAGAGAGAGAUGAAUCAAAAGUGUAAAGGACUUAGUGA
Molecule: messenger RNA, 282 nt
Organism: Paramecium tetraurelia
Lineage: Eukaryota; Ciliophora; Oligohymenophorea; Peniculida; Parameciidae
Exons: 1
Source: RefSeq, a predicted model, not a curated record